AAAUCGACCAAGGCGGCAAGGUCCAUUUUGGAGUCGCAGAACCAUUAGGAACGACGACCACUUUGAGCCUUCGUCGUCCAGCCCUGUAUCAAGGUCGCAACCACACCCCAUCCUUGCGAUGAUGGAUUCAGGAGGUGGAGUUGAAUGUCUGCGCACGACGCCGUCUCAUCAAGACACGACGUCGUCCAUGGACUAUGAUCUCGACUUGGAAAUCGAAGGAACAAACUUCGCGGAUCCGCGGAUACGCGCCAAGACAGACGAUUCCACGAUGUCCCACACGUCUCACUUGACAGGCAACAACAACAUGGACACUCCCUCUCGAAGCUUCAUUCUCCACAUCGACGACGUCCGCGUGAUGCGGAAGCGGCAACUGAUCCCAUCGUGUCUUUUUUGUGGCCGCGUCAAGGUGGACAAGCUGCCGGAAUGGACGAUCCAGUUCAGUCAGAAAGAGUUGCUUCGACUGCACAUUUGCGUGAACUGGUACCUACUGUGCCACUUGCACAGACCCGUGUGGAUGCCGUGGUCGCUCAUUCUCGAGAAGCGCGCAUCCAAGCGGUGUCAGGACAAGGACCUCGUUGAGACGUACCUGCGCACGUUGGUCUUGGUCCCCAAACUGCAUGAAUGCGAGGCCCUUUUAAGUUUCCUCGAGGUGAGCGCGUCCCGCCUCGCGUCCAACCUGCGCACACUGUCGCACAAGGAGGGUUACGUGCACAUGAAGAUCAGCGGGUCGAACCAGAUCCCGCUCCAAAAGUUCUGCAGCCACCGCAUGGAAAAGGUAUAUCGGCACUCGUACCGCAUAUUCCUCCGCAUCGCGUUCGUCGCGAGCAUGCUCUUGCUCAUGUGGCCAUUCCUGAUCUUGGCCGUCAUGGCCGUGGCCAACCCGAGCUUUGUCAACGAAGUGGUGCAGUCGGGCCGCAUCAUCACGGGCAAGAACUCGUCCGACUCGCUCGCCGCCAUCAUAUUUGCGAUCUGCGUGUUGUUUGUGCUCGGGUUCAUCUACAAGUUCUUUGAGCGCCGCCUCGGAACGGUCCGGCGGUGGGCCGCGCUCAAGUCCAACUGCAUCGCGUUCUACAAGCACCGCUGCGACGUCGAGCCGAGCGAGGUCGUGCUCUUUGACACGCAGUUCCAAGUCGCCCAGGGCAACUACAAGCAGGGCGUGUCGUGGAUGGUCAACGGACUCACGGUGCGCAACAAGGGCGGGUACGUUGAGAUCGACUGCGGCCACUACUACACGCGACUCCUGUCGGUGCUCGCGCUGUCGCUGUCGUUCUUCAUCGUCGUGAGCAUCACCGCCAGCGGACUACACUACAAACCCGUACCCCUGCACUUGUUUCCGUUGGCAACCGCCAUGAGUGACGACACGAACAAAAGCUUCCCCCUCUUACGCCUCAACCAAGCCAACAACAAAGAAGGUUAUGAUGACGACGAAAGGAACCACCCAGCGUUUUGCGGGUUUGCAUUCGACCAGCCGAUCAAGCCGGCGCUGUUUAAGCGGCGCGCCGACGGACUCCACAUCAUGACGUUAGCGCGCAAUUCCAACGCCACGUUUGCCAAGGCGGCGGAAUACAUUGACAACAGCGGGUUUGACAUUCUCACCACGCGCAUGUUCAACGAGUACUUUGCCAAGCAGGCCAACCAACUGAUCGCAGUCGUCGGCCGCGUGACCGACGCCCCCGUGCUUCGCGUCCCCGGGCGUCUCAUGCUGCCCGACUUUGACAAGUCCACGCGGUUCUUUGGGAUCUCGGGGCGCUUCGACCGCCUCGGCGACAAGCUCGUCGUCAACGACAACGCGACCAUCGACGCUAGCGCUGUCCUGUGCGACUUUGCCGUGGACGUGUCUUCCGUAACUUUGACCAAUUUUACCAUCAUGCUGGGGGCGCUCCUUGCGGGCAGUUUGGUUGCGUCGUCAUUGGGGCUGCUGGCCAACUACUUGCUGUCGUUUGUGGGGCUGUGGCACGCGCACGUGCGGCGGGACGAGUGGCUCGACGCCCUCCACGAGGUCCCCCCCCAGCCCCCUCGCCAUCGAUUCCUCUCGUUUGCGCCCAAGCGGGACCAAGCAUGGCUCAAGUGGCACGUGGACGGCGAGGACACGUACACCGCGAUGCGCGAGGCGAUUCUAGGGGCCAAACAUCGCAUUUUCAUUGCGGGGUGGUGGAUCUGUCCGGAUUUGCUGCUGGAGCGUCAGGACGCGGCGAGUCGCAUCCCCCUGAAGGAGCUGUUGUUGGCCAAAGCCCAGGAAGGCGUGGUGAUUCACGUGCUGCUGUACCAGGAGGUGCAGGUGGCGAUGGAUCUCGGGUCUUACUACGCGAUGAAGCAGCUGCGGUGCCACCCAAACAUCCGCGUGCUGCGGGACCCGGACUUCCAGGUGCAGUCGUUUGGGUUCUGGAGUCACCAUGAAAAGGUGAUCGUCGUGGACUUCGACGUGGCGUUCGUGGGCGGACUGGACCUCGCGUUAGGCCGGUUCGACACGUCCGAGCACCUCUUGUCAGACCCGGGCAUCGACGGCGCGACCCACUGGUGGCCAGGCAAGGACUACUCGAACCCGAUCAUCAAAGACUUUGUUCGGGUAAACGACGCCCGCGAGAACCUCAUUGACCGCGACCACGUCCCGCGCAUGCCGUGGCACGACGUCCACUGCUCGAUGCUCGGCCCCGUCGUCCAAGAUGUGGCCGCGCACUUUAUCGAGCGGUGGAACUUUGUCUGCUCCAAGCGGGACAACUCGCUGCGCACAGACUGGUGCGUGUGCUGUCGCUCGAGGCGGUUCAAGUACUUGCCCAAGAGCAUCCUGCCGUGGAUGCCCGACCCCACGACCCCACCUGCUGCGACACUGUUGGCCGACGGAGGAUACUCGCCGUGCUCUGUCCAAGUCGUUCGGUCCGUGUCGUCGUGGUCGGCGGGGGUCCCCACCGAGUCGAGCAUCCACACGGCGUACUGCGACUGCAUUCGCGCCGCCAAGCACUUUGUGUACAUUGAGAACCAGUUCUUCAUCUCUGGCUUGGAGACAGACGUGGUGAUUCUGAACCGCGUGGUGCAGGCGUUGGUGGACCGCAUCGUCGUGGCCGUGGCUCAGGGCCAAGUGUUUCGCGUGGUCGUAUUCAUGCCGCUGCUGCCGGGGAUCGAAGGCAACGUCCGGUCCAAGCAGUCGCUCACGCACUUGCACGCUGUUAUGCACUGGCAGUACGCGACCAUCCGCACCAACCUCAUGGGCGCGCUCGCCAAAGUCACGACCCGCCCGGACGAGUACGUCCUCUUUGUGGGUCUGCGUACGUACGGCGUCAUGCCCAACGGCCGAUGCGUCACAGAGCAGAUCUACAUCCACUCCAAGCUGUGCAUCGUCGACGACACUACCGUCAUCUGCGGCUCGGCCAACAUCAACGACCGCAGCAUGAACGGCGACCGCGACUCGGAAAUCGCUGUCGUCGUCGACGACUCCACGUUUACACUGGGCACGAUCAACGGCCGCCCGGCCAACCAAGGGACCCUCGCGACCCGCCUCCGCUUGCAGCUGUUUCAGGAGCAUUUGGGUCUGGACGACGUGUCGGUCGUGGCCGACCCCACGAGUGACGCCACGUGGCAGUUUCUGCGACAUCGCGCGCAGGCCAACACGGACUUGUUCGAGCAAGUGUUUCGGUGUGCGCCGUCCAACAAGUUCCGGUCCUUUGACUGCUUCGACUCGCAGUGGCACCAGCUCGACGCGAUCUACGAGAACCAGCGCUUGAAUCCGCUCAGAGCGCUGGCGGCGUGGGGCGCCGACAAUCUGCUCGCGGAAGGCGACUACGCGGCGUGGACGGACGUGAACGGGAUCCCCAUCCCCAUGGAAAAAGUGCAUCGGGACGACUACGUGGUCGUGCCGGACCCGCUCUUCCCCCUCUUGUCGUCGGAUGACCAGGGGUGGUACUACGCGCGCAACUUCAAGAUCUUCCAGGACAUGCGCGUACACCGGGGCACGACGCCCCGCGUCCGCAAGCGCGACAAGUUCCAGCACUUCAUGGCGGACCGCCUCCUGGCCCAAGUUCGCCGACGCAAGUACGUGAAACUCAGCAGUCUGCCCGUGCUCAACGGAUCGUUCAUCGACACGGUCCCUGUGUUGCGGGACCACGACGACAAGGACUCGUUCUAUGCUAAGUGGCGCCAGUGGGGCAGCAAGAAGAAGCUCAAGCCCCCCCCUCCCCCCGCCUCGUUGAGGUCCUCAACCGAGUACCAUGAACUGUACGACGCACGCAGCAGUCAUCCCCGGGGUAUCCUGUUGCCACAGCUGCCGCUCCACCAGCUGCUGCCACCAACCACGAGCAGUCGAAGGCGGCCCCACCUCCCGUCCCGCUACAGCGACAGCGAACUCGACUACCCCCCUCAUCCCCGCCCCGUCUUGCGCCUUAGCGAGUCGGACGUGACGCCGUCUAACACCCCGCCACACAAUACCACCGACUCGCUUGCGAAGGAACCGUCGCGAUCGUGGCUGGCGUCCAUCCAGUCGCUCGAGAUGAACUUGCCCCCGAUAUUUCUUCGAUCCAAGCUGCACCACGAUCGAGACGACAACAGCAGCAGCAGCAGCAGCAGCAGCAACGAAUAUGGCGACGAAGUGCUGUCGCCGUCCCCGUCCAUCGCCGCCAGCAGUCCCAGUGAGGCGCAGCUCGGCAACGUCCACACGAACGCAGAGACCCAGGAAGUGUCGGCGCACGCGACGCUACGGGCGAUCCAAGGCCACGUCGUCAUGUUCCCGCUCGAGUUCCUCGUCGAGGAGACCCUCAAGCCGUCGAUUUUACCACGCUCGUUGCACAUUUAACUUAUAAAGUCCGUCGUAUAACUACAAUAAUAUAGGUAGAAGGAUUG
Molecule: messenger RNA, 4830 nt
Organism: Aphanomyces astaci
Lineage: Eukaryota; Oomycota; Saprolegniomycetes; Saprolegniales; Verrucalvaceae
Exons: 5
Coding region: 119-4783 (1554 amino acids)
Biological process (GO): phospholipid catabolic process
Cellular component (GO): plasma membrane
Molecular function (GO): D-type glycerophospholipase activity
Source: RefSeq, a predicted model, not a curated record